GCGCUAAAGGGCUUACCCAGGAGGGGGGUGGAAGGGCGGGGAGAGGCUCCCCCUUAAAUACCGCUCUCGGCCGCAGUCGCGCGCUCACCUCGGCACCCACUCACUCCUCGCCCGCCGCUGCCGGAUUGUGCCGAAGAGGAGGGGGCGUUCCCCAGACCAUGGCAUCCACCGAAGGGUUCUGUGGAGCUGUGAAAAAGAGUGACGAAAAAUUCUCUUGAGCUUACUUUUGAGAUUCAAAAACAACGAGGAAUGGGGCGCAGUGAGAGCGGCAGACAUUGCCGGGGAAGCAGCGCUCGGAGCGCGGCGCCGGCUGGAAGUGCCAACAACAUGCCCAAGCAGGUGGAAGUCCGGAUGCACGACAGCCACCUCAGCUCGGAGGAGCCGAAGCACCGGCAUCUGGGGCUGCGCUUGUGCGACAAGCUGGGGAAGAACCUCCUGCUCACGCUGACUGUGUUUGGUGUCAUCCUGGGGGCAGUAUGUGGAGGGCUUCUUCGCUUGGCAUCUCCUAUCCACCCUGAUGUGGUUAUGUUAAUAGCCUUCCCAGGGGAUAUACUCAUGAGGAUGCUAAAAAUGCUCAUUCUCCCUCUAAUCAUCUCCAGUUUAAUCACAGGGUUGUCGGGCCUGGAUGCUAAAGCCAGUGGCCGCUUAGGCACCAGAGCUAUGGUGUAUUACAUGUCCACCACCAUCAUCGCCGCAGUGCUGGGGGUCAUCCUGGUCUUGGCUAUCCACCCAGGGAACCCCAAACUCAAGAAGCAGCUGGGGCCUGGAAAGAAGAAUGAUGAAGUGUCCAGCCUGGAUGCCUUUCUGGACCUUAUUCGAAACCUCUUCCCUGAAAACCUUGUCCAAGCCUGUUUUCAGCAGAUUCAAACAGUGACAAAGAAAGUCCUGGUGACCCCUCCAACAGACGAGGACAACAAUGCCACCAAUGCUGUCAUCUCGCUGUUGAAUGAGACUGUGACAGAGGCACCAGAGGAAAUGCAGGUGGUUAUCAAAAAGGGCCUGGAGUUCAAGGACGGCAUGAACGUCUUAGGUCUGAUAGGGUUUUUCAUUGCUUUUGGCAUCGCCAUGGGGAAGAUGGGUGAGCAGGCCAAGCUGAUGGUGGAAUUCUUCAACAUCUUGAACGAGAUUGUAAUGAAGUUGGUGAUCAUGAUCAUGUGGUACUCUCCCCUGGGUAUCGCCUGCCUUAUCUGUGGGAAGAUCAUUGCAAUCAAGGACUUAGAAGUGGUUGCUAGGCAACUGGGGAUGUACAUGAUCACGGUGAUUGUUGGCCUCAUCAUCCAUGGGGGCAUCUUUCUCCCCUUGAUUUACUUUCUAGUGACCAGGAAAAACCCUUUCUCCUUUUUUGCUGGCAUUUUCCAAGCUUGGAUCACUGCCCUGGGUACCGCUUCCAGUGCUGGAACAUUGCCUGUCACCUUCCGUUGCCUGGAAGAAAAUCUAGGGAUUGAUAAGCGUGUGACCAGAUUUGUCCUCCCGGUCGGAGCAACCAUUAACAUGGACGGCACGGCCCUUUAUGAAGCGGUGGCCGCCAUCUUUAUAGCCCAAAUGAAUGGCGUCAUCCUAGACGGAGGCCAGAUUGUGACCGUAAGCCUCACAGCCACGCUGGCCAGCGUUGGCGCAGCCAGUAUCCCCAGUGCCGGGCUGGUCACCAUGCUCCUUAUUCUGACUGCUGUGGGCCUGCCGACGGAGGACAUCAGCCUGCUGGUGGCUGUGGACUGGCUGCUGGACAGGAUGAGAACUUCUGUCAAUGUUGUGGGCGACUCAUUCGGGGCUGGGAUUGUCUAUCACCUCUCCAAGUCUGAGCUGGACACCAUUGACUCCCAGCACCGAAUGCAUGAAGAUAUUGAAAUGACCAAGACUCAGUCCAUUUAUGAUGACAUGAAGAACCAUAGGGAAAGCAACUCUAACCAGUGUGUCUAUGCCGCACACAACUCUGUCAUAGUAGAUGAGUGCAAGGUAACUUUGGCAACCAACGGAAAGUCAGCCGACGGCAGUGUUGAGGAAGAACCUUGGAAACGUGAAAAAUAAGGAUAUGACCCUCAGCAAAUCCUUCAAUAAACUCCCCAGCGUGUCUUAUGGUAAAAGAGGAUAUAAAUGACCUUUCUUUAAAAAGAAAAAAAAAUACAUGUAUUUCUGUGUUGACUUAAUCUGUUAGCUGAGGCUUAGAGGAUCUGUUGUGAGUCAGUGAGAGGCACGGUGCUGUGUCUUUGCCAAAUAAUGCUUCGUAACCGUCUAGUUUUCUCAUUUGUGUUACUGUUUGAACGGAUGCUGCUGGGGGAAUCAGUUUGAAUUGAAGACGCGUCCUUGCCAGCUUCCCUUUUCCCUCGAGAUGCAGAACCGACCGUGGAUCCUUUUUCCCAGGGGACACGUCUAAAGCCGGGUGGCACAUUCCAGGCCCUCGCGGUAAUGAGCAGACUCUCAGUGUUACUCCUUCCAGUGUUCUCCAGGCCUCGCCGUGUAAUGCACGAGACAUUCUGUUAGACGCCUCUAGAAGUAAAUCCCCUUAAAUGUCUUGCAGUGUCUGCCCUUGUGUUCGUUAAAAGAAAGUACCAGUCUUAGGGAACUUUGCCGAUUUCUCUUCUGUAGUAGACUCUUUAAGCUAAAUGUUUCCAAGAGUAGUGGGAGCCAUCCUCUUAAAGGCAGCUGCUUACAGAACCCGCUGAGUCUCUGCUCUACCCUACCUAGUCUGUGGGGAUCAUUGUUGAAGUGUCAAAGUAUGUUUCAUAAUUUGCUCUAAAUUUGAUCAUGGAUUAGGCUGUAAUGUGCAGCAACUACUGUAUAUAUUGACAAAAGAGCACAGUCAACACACAUUUUAACCAGAUUCAAAGAGUCAAAUUUGUUUACAUUUGGUUUGCAUCACCUGGCGUAGUGAAAUCAAGUGAGAUCGUUUGAUCUACGCUUCAGUUUCUUUGUUUCAUCCGUAAAAUUCUGAUUUGGGUUUCUAACAAAAUAGACAUUCUUAAUCCCCAAAUUACUUCAGUCGUAUUCUCAUCCAGUUUGAUGGCUUAACCAUUUUACUUUCCUCACAUAUGAAGGACAGUUGUGUUGGCUGUGCCUCUUUUAAUACGAAUCUCUUGAUAAACACAAAAACAAAACCAAACACUGUUAGUUAUCAAAUAUGCAGGAAGCUUUUAAAAAAUAUUCUAUUGAAGCACAUAAAGCCAGUUACAGGACAGAGUUGGAAGCAAAGCCUGUCUUUCUCCCUCAUCUUCUCUGUGGAAAGGAACC
Messenger RNA from Vicugna pacos (alpaca), 3225 nucleotides. The record is from RefSeq and is a predicted model, not a curated record. NCBI's taxonomy places the organism in Eukaryota, Metazoa, Chordata, Mammalia, Artiodactyla, Camelidae.